CCCCUUCCCUCUUAUCCCUAUCAUCAUCAUCCACCUUAUCCUAUCUUCUCCCCAAUCCCCUUGAGGAGAGGUUCGCGUAUCGAGACAGUCGUCCAGGUUUAUACCUUGAUCGACUCCUCCCCCUUUUUUCUUCUACCGAAUUGCCUCGGUAAUAGAGAGCCUUCCCCCGGAAGGCCCCUCAGAAAACCAGGCGUCAUGGCGGACGUCCGGUCCAAGGUAUGCAAUGACCCUGAAUUGGACCCCAACAGAGAGCCAGAACCCCCUACGCGGGCUGUAGACAGGCCUGUGCCCCGGCAUGGCAAGCGUGAUGCUCCCAAGGAGCCUGCCACCCAGCCCAACCUUCAUGAGAACAAUGCUCGCCGUGGCGGUCGCUUCACUGGCAACGAGGCCGCUUUCCGUGACCGUCAGGCCGGCAGCCGCAGCAACCGUGAGAAGCCUCUCGAUGAGGGCAAGGAGCCUCAGCGCCGCGCCUUCCACGCUCGUGGCGACCGUGGUGAGCGUUACCGCAACGAUCGUCAGUCCCGCACUGGCCAGGUCGACACCCGCAAGCAGGUGAACCAGGGCUGGGGUGCUCAGACCGGCGACAAGGCUGGUGACAAGGCUUGGGAUGACGAGAGAGCCGCUGAGAACCUUGCUCAGAACGAAUCCGAGCCCCAGACCCCCGCCAACGAGGAGCCCGCUGAGCCCGCCGAAAAGACCAAGACUUAUGCCGACAACCUCGACAAGAAGUGGGCCAACGCCAAGGAGCUGAAGCGCACCCCCGAGGAGGAAGAGGCCUACAUCAAGGGCAAGGAGGAGAAGGCCAAGCGCGAGAAGCAGCGCAAGGAGAAGAACGUCCUCGAGGUCGACAUGCGUUUCGUUGAGUCCCCCCGUGGUGGAAGCGCUGGCCGUGGCCGUGGUGGACGUGGCGGCCGUGGUGGUCGCGGUGGCCGUGGCAACGGUGCUCCCCGUGGUGGUGAGCAGCAGCAGCGCGGCGCCGCCCCCGUCACCGUCGACGAGAAGAACUUCCCCACUCUCGGUGCCAAAUAAACCUGUCCAGCAUUUGACGGUUGCCCGGACGAGGGGGAAUGGUUUAGUUUCACUGGCCUAAGAGAAUGUCGACCUGAUGCCCCCUUUCAACUCCCCAAGAGUCUGACGCGAUUAUGGAAAUUGGCGGGAACGAGCAAACACAGCAACUCAAAAAAAGGAAAUCUCACCGUCCUCGCGGUUUUCGUUUCCAUCUCUGAAAAUGGCCUAUGUAAUUUGAUUUGAGUGUCAAAAAAUAGGAAAUUGAGAAAAACCAAC
Messenger RNA from Aspergillus novofumigatus IBT 16806, 1284 nucleotides. It is a transcript of the gene stm1, whose product is annotated as putative telomere and ribosome associated protein Stm1. NCBI's taxonomy places the organism in Eukaryota, Fungi, Ascomycota, Eurotiomycetes, Eurotiales, Aspergillaceae. Gene Ontology annotation, molecular function: RNA binding. The transcript is spliced from 5 exons. The coding region runs from base 196 to 1029 and encodes 277 amino acids. The record is from RefSeq and is a predicted model, not a curated record. Gene Ontology annotation, cellular component: nucleus; cytoplasm.